AUGGAAGAGAGAGAAAGACAAAUGCGAGUUGAGUGGGUUUGCGUGAGGGAACAAAACAAAAGAAAAGAAAAGAAAAAGAAGAAAAUGCUAAGUCAGAGAGAGAAAAGGGCGAUUCCAGGUGUUACAGAUAGGUUGGGUUUGGCGCCGAGGAGUGAGCUCCUUCCAUUACUUGGUUUCUUUCCCUCUUUGUCUCAAAAUCUCUCAAGCCUUCAAUUUAGCAAAAAGAACAACGAUGAUAAGGCCAAAAUUUGGAAAUCGUUAAGCCACGAGCACUACGCAACAACAAGGAACGCACUCCCUGGCGUUCAGGGUGAUGCGACUUUGCAAGCCAUCGUUCCACAUCGAACCUCCAUUCCGACCUCUUCAUCGGCGAGGACAUAUUCGACGAUCCACUUGCCGCCUCUAGCCACGUCAGCGAUUUAUUUGGGAGAGACAUUCUUCAGCUAUAUUAGCAUCAAUAACAGCUCUAAUUUUGAAGUCAGGGACGUUAUUAUUAAGGCAGAAAUUCAAACGGAGAGGCAGAGGAUCCUUCUCUUGGAUACAUCAAAAUCACCUGUUGAGUCAAUACGUGCAGGCGGGUGUUAUGAUUUCAUUGUGGAACAUGAUGUCAAGGAACUUGGAGCUCAUACGCUGGUUUGCACUGUGUUGUACCAUGGUGAUGGCAAACGAAAAUAUCUUCCACAGUUUUUCAAAUUUGUUGUUGCAAACCCAUUAUCAGUUAGGACGAAGGUCCGCACUGUCAAGGAAACUACCUAUUUAGAGGCCUGCAUAGAGAAUCAUACAAAAUCAAACCUUUAUAUGGACCAAGUUGAGUUCGAACCAGCACCUCAUUGGAUUGCUACAAUACUAAAAGCUGAUGAAAUUCCGCCUGCAGAUAAUUCGUCAACUGGCGAGAUAUUUAAGCCACCUAUUCUUAUCAGAUCUGGCGGGGGAAUUCACAAUUAUCUUUAUCAAUUGAAAUUGUCUUCACCUGGUUCUGCACAAGUGAAGCUAGAGGGGACUAAUAUUCUAGGUAACCUUCAGAUAACAUGGCAUACAAAUUUGGGUGAACCUGGCCGCUCGCAAACACAGCAAAUUCUUGGCACUGUACAUCUGAAUCUCACAAAUCACACAGAUAGAGAGUUGGGUCCAUUCGAAGUCUGGUUAUCACAAAAUAGUGCACACGAGGAGAAGAUUGUUACGAUUUAUGGGCUUCAGACUAUGGCAUUACCGCAGGUGAAGGCAUUUGGUUCCAUUGAUUUCCAUCUGAACCUGAUUGCAGUUAAACUCGGAGUUCAGAAAAUAAGUGGAAUUACAGUGUCUGACACAAGAGAGAAGAAAACUUUUGACCCAUUGCCAGAUGUUGAGAUCUUUGUGGAGUCUGAUUGGCUAGGCUUUCUAAAGGUUGAAUCAUCUAUCACCUCAGCUAACGAUGCUUUUAUGUGUCAAGUGUCAUUGGCAUUAAUUAGAUAGAGCAGCGAAGAAGCAGCAAGCUAGUUCAUGGCAAGGGCGUCUUUUUGCCAUCUUUGUCACGGCAAAAGGAGAUUCGAGCAUAUUCUUUAAAUUAAAAAAAAAUAUCAUGUAUCUAUUAUUCAAUCAAGUACAUAGCAAUAUCUGUUUCUUUAACCACAAUGAACAUACAAUGUACCCCAUUUUUGAAGUUUUAAAACAUUAUAACUGGUCUGGAACGCCCAAUUCACCUCACGUUUUGCUACACUUUCCCAAAAUUUUCUGAAAUUCAAGAUCAAGAAAGUU
This is a messenger RNA of Durio zibethinus, 1734 nucleotides long. Lineage: Eukaryota; Viridiplantae; Streptophyta; Magnoliopsida; Malvales; Malvaceae. The record is from RefSeq and is a predicted model, not a curated record.